AUGGUUGUCGGCGCUUUUCCGUUGUUUAAAUUGGUGAGUUUAGCUGUUAAACAGAUCUCCAAACCUGUAGCCAACAGUUUAAAGUCGGCAGCCAAGCAAAAUGAGUUCUUCAGGAGAUAUGUUUGUAUAUGGCCGGGGCAGGGUAAGUUGUGAUCGUCCAUCCGUAGUUGUACGAUAUGAUGCAAGCUUUCAUAUUUAUGUACACAUGUGUAACCUAGAUUUUACUGUGUAAGUAAUGUAAGACUUAUUGGAAAAAGUUAUUUUGGAUUUAUUGCAGGGUAUUCUUUUUUGAUUUGAAAUAAGAAUUAUUCAGUCUUUUUUUCCAUGGCUUUGGUCCAGUAUGGAGGGGAGGAUAAUCUCCCAGUUGUUGGUGGGGGGUGGGUGGACAUUGGGUAGUGAGUUUGAGUCUGUAUCCAAAACAGGGUAAGUUAGUAUUUGUGAGGUUUUCUGAUACUGGGUUUCGGGAAAAUCUAUCCUUUUUGCCCUUUGUGUUAAGAAACUAUCAAUACAUGUAUACUGCAUGUGACUUGCUAAAAGCAUAAAAUAUGGGAGGAGGGGAUGGCUGUGAGGGGGGAGGGGAGGGUUGAGUCCAUUAUCAGGACUAAUUCAUGCAUUUGUUAAUUCAGUUGGUCAGGGAAAUUGUACAUUUGCCAGGGAAACAAAUCAGCCUGGGAAAAAACCUACAACCUUCAUGUAUACCUGUCUAUCCCACCUCUCCUUAGAUUACUCUUGACAGUAGGGUUGUUCUACAUCAGUUAAUUAUUCCACUGAAUAUUCCAAUUUAUUCCACUGAAACUUAGAAAUGACCCACAUUGCUCAAACAUCCUCAAAGAGGUACAUAUCAGUGGUAGACAACCUUUUAACCCUGUAAGCUCCAAUACUGACAUACAAAUUCUCCUAAUUCAUUUUCUGAAAGAAUUAGUUGAGAUAAUUUGAUAAAAGGCCAAAGCAUUUUUCUCCUAAGUGAUCACACCACGACCAAAAACUCUCAAAGAAGCCCGAGAAAAUUAUUUCCACCAGAUCUGUCAUUCUGUUGUUGACAGUGCUGUAAACUCUCCCGGAUAAUUCCAGAUUUUGGAAUGUAUCUCCCGGUCUCCAGGUUAGAUUCUGAAAUCUCCCGGAUAAUCACCAAAGUUGCUAUUUCUUGUAGACUCGACUUUCCGACCAUAAAAUUCAAAUAUUUUGCGUUGUUUGAGCUACUGUUUACAUGGAACGUUUCCUCAUAAAUUCUGGUAUGCCACUGAAAUUUAAGCAAUGAUGUGGCUGAAUAUGAACUGUUUGUGUGCUAUAUACGUCGAGCGGAAUCAGCGAGCAUUUUUGGCACAAAUGAUGUCAUUUGUUGUGCGGUAUGACGCCAUCUUAUCUGUCAUUCCUUUCCUAUCAAUUGUCAAUAUUUGAUGAUGAGGGGGUGGGGGGGGGGGGGGUUGACAGCCCCGUGUUGCGGGUCCAGGUAUAGAAAAAUUUUCUCUUUUUUUUUUCAGAUAUAUUUUGUAUUUUUUCAAUCUUAAAUUCGUUUUGAUCCAAACAGGCUAUCAUUGGUUUGAGACAAGGGUGAGGAUGAAAUUGAUGGGACUGGCAGGCCCAGAUAAAGUUCAGCCGUUAAGUGAACAAGUUGCAGUUGAUGUUGGUGCAGAGCUGCUUGGAGAAUCACUGAUAUUUGGAAUUGCCACAUUGACAUUGUAUUUUGAAUACCGUAGAGGACAGAAUAAGGAGGCAAAGAAAGAGGAAGAUCAAAAUAGAAAAUUGACUGAUCUCCAGAACCAGAUCAAGGAGUUAGAACUAACAGUUGAUACAAAUGCAGCUCAAAUUCGUGAGCUUACAAGACUUGUUCAUAGUAAACAAAGUUAG
Messenger RNA from Porites evermanni, 1848 nucleotides. The record is from the annotation of a GenBank genome assembly. NCBI's taxonomy places the organism in Eukaryota, Metazoa, Cnidaria, Anthozoa, Scleractinia, Poritidae.